Zingiber officinale is the source of this 393-nucleotide messenger RNA. RefSeq lists its product as uncharacterized. The record is from RefSeq and is a predicted model, not a curated record. Lineage: Eukaryota; Viridiplantae; Streptophyta; Magnoliopsida; Zingiberales; Zingiberaceae. Bases 1 to 393 code for a protein of 130 amino acids. The transcript has a single exon.
AUGACUCCUAAAGAGGUGACCGACGUAAUACCAUUCCAGCUGGUGUAUAGAGGUGAAGCAGUGGUCCCUGUGGAAGUCAGAGUGGAGUCCGACCGGGUACAACUCUACAAUGGUGGGGCCGUUGAGUGGAGGCUAAUAGAGCUCGACUUGGUGGAUAAGGCGUGGGAUAAGGCUGCUGUUCAGCUCACGACAUACUUGCAGCAGAUGAGGCAGAACUAUAACAAAAGGGGGAUCCUGAGAUCCUUCCAGUUCGACGAUCUGGUGUGGAAGAGAACAAAGCCAGUCGGAGACGUCACCAAGCUCGAGGCUCCCUGGGGAGGUCCCUUCAAGAUAAUACAAAAUGCUCCGCUCGGGAUCAUACUACCUGCAGGACAAAAAUGGAAGACAGCUUGA